Ciona intestinalis (vase tunicate) is the source of this 2224-nucleotide messenger RNA. The record is from RefSeq. Lineage: Eukaryota; Metazoa; Chordata; Ascidiacea; Phlebobranchia; Cionidae.
CACCGCAACACUGAUAACGUGUUAUCUACGGUUUACGGACAACUGCUGCGCUGCUCGUUCUCUCGGUCGACGCUCGUCGUAUGUUUGCGAAUUUUCGUACAUCCGGAGAUCAAAUAUCAGCGGGUGAUUGAAUGAUCGGUCCGAUUUAAGUGACAGGACUUCACCGACAGCACAGUAGAUAAGCGGAGCAGAAGAAUUUGGACACUCACAUUGAGUUUGACAUCUCAGGAAACAGAUAUAUAGAAAGCAAACUACACGAUACCAAAAACAAUAGAAGAUGUAUCUUAGGCAGAUAACUUAUACGUUAAUGAUGGUGGUUUGCAUGAUUGCCGCAAAGCCUCGCUACAGAAAGCAGAAACGCACAACUGAAGUGGUCAGCAGAAGAUUCUCAAAUCCAUUCUUCCACCAAAGCUCAGAUAUAAAAUCCGCCGAUGGAAGCAUGGCAACUAAGCUGAAAAACGCAAUGAAGAACUUGCCAGAAAAUGUUAAAGAUGACGCGAUACAUGAGUUUCUCAACAUGUUCGGUUUACAGGCUCCGGAUAAUGCCAACUCUAUCCAACAAAUCAAGAAACCGCCCAAGUACAUGGUGGAUCUUUAUAAUGCUAUUGCAGAUCAAGAUGGUGUGACGCGGGCCCCGGAUCUGUUGGAUGCAGACACCGUCAGAAGCAUUCCCAACAUAGACUCGAGGUGCCCAGGUCGAUGUCGUUUUGAUUUGCAAGCAGUGGGUGAACACGAGGUGGUUUUGGAUGCGGAACUUCAUCUUUACUUUGAAAAACCUCCAACGCGUUCAGUUUCUUCCAGCAGGACCAGCAACUACAUGAUUAAAAUUUAUCAGAUAUUGUCGGACGGAGACGGAGAAAUACAGAAAACACUCGUUGCAGGAAGGCGCCUUCCAGCCCGAUUAUUAGGGUGGCAGAUAUUUCCUCUUCUUACCUCCGUUGAAACUUGGAAUAGCCGGAAAGAUGACAAUUUAGGCAUUCUUGUUGAAUGCACAACUGAUAAUGGCGAGGUGGUCGUUCAGCGAAGAGGGUUGAAAGGAAAAUCCCCAAUUCUAAUACUCUUCACAAACGACAGCAGAAACAACAUCCACAAAGCUAAGAAAGCAAAAGCAAUGCAAGUUCUACACAAUGCAAAAAUGGCAACGAUAAGCAAUCAAAAACACCACAUAUCAGCAACAAUUGCCGACAUUCAAACUUCAAGACCUCGAAGGUCGCUAAGAAAUGAGAAUAGAAGACAGAAAAAGAAUUCACGAAAAAGCAAAAACCGUCAAAAUUCGAAACAUAAGCACCAGGAAGAAACAAAUGUGAAAAGUACCGAAGAUUCUAGCUUUGUCGAAUAUGUACAUCACCAAACAAAAAACACAACCACAUUGUCCAAAAAGAAUAACGGCAAUCACGACACAGAAACCAUAUAUACAGAUGAUCAAUUUCAAGGGCAAGAAUAUGAUUCCAAUAUAUGGGAGACAUAUGAUCUUGAUUAUGCAUCUGAUGGCAGCACCAAACCAGCGGCAGAAACUUCGCAUUCUCGCCAUCCAGUUAGUACGUCAUCUGCACAUUUCCCUUCGUUUUCAAGUCUUUCCACUGAAGCAUCGGCAAGUCGACAUUGCCGUCGUUACCCUUUAUAUGUCGACUUUGAAGAAAUGGGUUGGUCAGGUUGGAUUAUUCACCCUCAAGGUUACAACGCAUACCACUGCCGAGGAAAGUGUUCCUUUCCAAUAAGUCAGAAUUUGAAACCAAGCAACCACGCGACGGUACAAAGCAUCAUGCAUACUCUCGGUCUUGGGGGACAGCCUGUGGACAUGCCUUGCUGCACACCCGACAAACUGUACGAUAUAAAUCUGUUAUACUUUGACCACAAUGAUUAUGUUGUCCUGAGACGAUACAAGGACAUGGUUGCUGCAUCGUGUGCCUGCAGAUGAAUUCAAUCUUGGUAUUCAUCUCAUACAACCGGUAUGGUGUCCAGCAGCGAAAGCCGGCCGUGGUUCUACACGACAGUGGAGGAGUCAACAGAACACAAAGCUCCCUAAAAUUUAUUGCAAUGUUUAGCGCACUUGCACUGUUUAAGAUAAAAUUGUCUUGUUUUGCGUUUACUUCGUUACUAGAUUAACAUGCCUGAGAAUCGGUGCGAUUUUCGUUCCGUGAUUUCGUCCUUAUACGUCAUGUCGAGUGGAAUACAUGUAUCGCGCAUACCUUUGAACAAACCGCAAUAAAAACAAGAUUGCAAA